Heterobilharzia americana is the source of this 1626-nucleotide messenger RNA. NCBI's taxonomy places the organism in Eukaryota, Metazoa, Platyhelminthes, Trematoda, Strigeidida, Schistosomatidae. The record is from the annotation of a GenBank genome assembly.
AUGGUUUUGUUGGCGGCUUCUAUAUGUACUCGAGAUGGAAAAGCUUUGGUGUCUCGACAGUUUGUUGAGAUGACGAAGGCAAGAAUCGAAGGGCUGAUAGCGACCUUCCCAAAACUCAUUGGUACAGGCAAACAGCAUACUUUUGUUGAAACUGAAUCUGUACGAUAUGUUUAUCAGCCUUUGGAGAAAUUGUACGUUCUCUUGAUAACUACAAAAGCAAGUAAUAUACUUGAGGAUUUGGAGACAUUACGACUUUUUUCACGAGUGAUACCAGAAUAUGGUUGUGGUACAGAUGAAAAUGAUAUCAUAACACACGCCUUCCAACUUAUUUUCGCUUUCGAUGAAGUCAUAGCCUUAGGCUAUAGGGAAGAUGUGAAUCUGUCACAAAUACGAACAUAUACAGAAAUGGAUUCACAUGAUGAACGUGUCUUCCGUGCUGUUCAAGAGAACAAAGAACGUGAUGCAAAGGAACAAAUGAAACAAAGGGCACGUGAGCUUCAACAAGCUCGAAUGGAAAGUGGAAAAUCGAAAGUUGGUCUAAAUCUAACGGAUUACAUGCGUAGAUUGGAAAAUGAUCUAAAUGAGCCGCGCGUUAUCGUUAUGAAGGAUCGUUUGGCGGAUGGAAACGCAGACGGUUUAGGCUUAUCUACUUCAAAUGUUACAAGUGUCUUACCAUCAGUCAAACGUAGUGGUAUGCAGCUAGGUGGUCACCGUGGUCCAAAAGGUAUUGAUGAGUUUGUCGAUCGUUUGAAAGCUGAGGGUGAAGUGGUCAGUGAGGAUGUCAUGAAAAUGGUCAGUGGAUCGGGUGGAAUUGACAACACUGUGUCUGGCUUGCGUUCUACAGUAGCGCAGAAUUCUGUCAAGAAGGAGAAUCUUCAUUUACGUAUUGAAGAGAAAUUAAUCAUUCAAGCUGGUCGAGAUGGUGGUUUAGAAAGUAUGGAAUUACAGGGUACAAUGUUUGCUCAGGCUAAUACAAAUGAAGUAUGUGGAGCUAAAAUCAAAACAGAUACAAGUAUGUGUACAAAUCCCACGAAUACACGUCGACCACCUGUUCAACUGCAAACACAUCCAAAUAUUGAUAAAAAAGUUUUUCUGUCUACUGGAUGGAUUCAAAUCAAGCCUGGCGGUAAACCAUUGCCUAAUGGUCAAGAAGUUGGAAUAUUAAGAUGGCGUUUCCAAACUCAAGAUGAAGGUGCUAUUCCAAUAACAGUUAACUGUUGGCCGAAUGAAAUCCCCGGUGGUUUUGAAGUAAACGUAGAAUACGAGCUACAGGAUACAGAAUUAGAGUUGGAAAACCUAGUCAUGUCGAUACCGUUGCCCCCUUCAUCUAAACCACCACUUAUUGGUAAUUGUGAUGGUGAGUAUGAAUUGAAUCCGCGUAAAACUCAGUUGGAUUGGCGCUUACCAAUUGUCAAUAAUGAAAAUCCAUCAGGAUCUAUUGAAUUCACAUUAAAAACAGAGCGAAGUUCUCAAGCGGAACAGUUUUUCCCAUUGAAAUUAAACUUCAGAUCGAAUAAACCAUAUUGUGGAAUAAAGAUCAUGGAGGCGACUGUUGGCAAUCAGGAUACGCCGAUCGUUUUUUCAUGUGAAUCUAAUUUCUACACAGAAAAAUACGAAAUCAGUUAA